Molecule: messenger RNA, 1038 nt
Organism: Lampris incognitus (smalleye Pacific opah)
Lineage: Eukaryota; Metazoa; Chordata; Actinopteri; Lampriformes; Lampridae
Product: zinc finger protein SNAI2-like
Exons: 3
Coding region: 1-1038 (345 amino acids)
Biological process (GO): regulation of DNA-templated transcription
Molecular function (GO): RNA polymerase II cis-regulatory region sequence-specific DNA binding; DNA-binding transcription factor activity, RNA polymerase II-specific
Source: RefSeq, a predicted model, not a curated record
AUGCCGCGGUCUUUCUUGGUGAAGAAACCCCAAAGCAGCAAGAAGCCCAACUACUCGAGAGGAGACGUGAAGACAACCGAGCCUCCCCCCAGCGAGGAAGACUCCCUGAUCUCCAGCGUGGUCCUCACUCUUCCUCCUUACCCUCUGUCCUGGAGCCCGUGGCCAUCGCAGGGGCAGUGCUCCCUCUCCCCUUCGUCCAUUUCCUCCUCCUCUCUGUUUUUCACCGCCGCGGACAGGAGGCACCAGGGCAGAGAGAGGCUCCUCCCGCCUUCUCCAAACCUUGCCCUGUUCUCCCUGUCCGUGCCGCCCCAAGGCCCCUCCCACAGAGCAUCCGCAAUUCAGCAGCGCUACGGAAUACCGGAGCCGGGCCCGAGGACCGGAUCAGACCCUUAUCCGAGAACCCCCUUCGAAAGCUUCGGGAAUCUGGAACCCGGGGUUUUGUCAGGGGGUGACAAGAUAUCAGACUUUUGCGCGGCCCAAAGCCCACCCCUCUCACGGGACCAAAGGCAGCCGGAGGAAAAGACCACAUCACUCCCUCCAUCCAUCCCUCUCUCUUUGCCUAUCCUCGCCAUUCUUCCCGGCCCCGCUGGCGGCGGCGGCGGCGGCGGCGGCAGUGGCCGGGAGAGAUUUGAGUGUUUUGAUUGUCACACGGCAGACGUGACCAAGCAGGGGCAACUCUGCUUGGAGUGGCAAAGUAAGAAGUGCUUUAGCUGCAAGUACUGUGACAAAGAGUACGGGAGUCUGGGAGCCCUGAAGAUGCACAUCAGGACGCACACGCUGCCUUGUGUGUGCAAGCUGUGUGGGAAGGCCUUCUCCAGGCCCUGGCUGCUCCAGGGACAUAUACGAACACACACAGGAGAAAAGCCGUUUUCCUGUCUCCACUGCAGCCGUGCCUUCGCUGACCGCUCCAACCUGCGAGCUCACCAACAGACCCACUCCGAUGUGAAAAAGUACCAGUGUGCCUCCUGCUCCAAAACCUUCUCCAGGAUUUCCCUGCUCGGCAAGCACCAAGAAGCCGGCUGCUGCCCACAGUCCUGA